Messenger RNA from Fusarium vanettenii 77-13-4, 1377 nucleotides. RefSeq lists its product as uncharacterized. NCBI's taxonomy places the organism in Eukaryota, Fungi, Ascomycota, Sordariomycetes, Hypocreales, Nectriaceae. The transcript is spliced from 4 exons. Bases 1 to 1377 code for a protein of 458 amino acids. Gene Ontology annotation, cellular component: extracellular region. Gene Ontology annotation, molecular function: chitinase activity; chitin binding. Gene Ontology annotation, biological process: carbohydrate metabolic process; chitin catabolic process. The record is from RefSeq and is a predicted model, not a curated record.
AUGAGGCUGACAAACUUUAGGACGAUAGCCUGGACCGUGAUUCUUCAAGUCCUAUUUGGUACUGGGCACGCAGAUGACCUUUUGCCAUCCCGAAGAGCUGGUCUUUCCGAGCGUGAUGUCAGCUAUGUAAACGCUGUUUACUUCGUCAACUGGGGUAUUUAUCAACGCAACUUUCAACCUCACGAUCUUCCUGCUUCAGCUCUGACGCACGUUCUCUACGCAUUCAUGAAUGUUGGAACCAAUGGAACAGUCUACACAGCAGACACGUACGCCGACUUGGAGAAACACUAUGAAAACGACUCAUGGAAUGAGGGAGACGACAAUGCUUAUGGAUGUGUCAAGCAGCUCUAUCUCCUCAAAAUGGCCAAUCGAAACCUCAAGGUCAUGCUUUCCAUUGGUGGCUGGACAUGGUCACAGGCGGGAAGCUUCGAAGCUGCCAACACCGCCGAGGGUCGCUCUACGUUUGCAAAGUCUGCCGUCACCCUUAUGAAGGACUGGGGCUUCGACGGCAUAGACAUCGACUGGGAGUAUCCCAAGGAUGAGACUGAAGCGGCCAGCCUCACUCUGCUUCUCAGGGCUGUGCGCGAAGAGCUUGACUCUUAUGCCGCUGAAUUUGCUCCUGGCCAUCACUUCCUUCUCUCUAUUGCCGCACCAGCGGGUCCUGGGCACUAUGGGAAGCUUGAUUUUCCUGCGCUCGCCCAAGUCCUUGACUACGUUAACCUCAUGAGCUACGACUACCUGCACCUCGGUUCCGUCGCUAGUCAUACUUCCAACCUCUACAAGAACUCGGGCCUACCCGGCUCCACCCCUUUCAAUACGCACGAUGCCGUUCAGGCAUAUCUAGACGGCGGCAUACCGGCCGAAAAGAUCAUUCUUGGCAUGCCGGCCUACGGUCGCUCAUUCCAAGCAACCUCGGGCCUCGGCGAGCCCUAUUCCGGCGUCGGCCUGCCUAAUUCGGGACCUGGCAAUUGGGAGGGUGGUAUUUGGGAGUACAAGGUUCUGCCUAAGCAGGGCGGGGAAAUGUUCUAUGACGACAUCGCGCAAGCCUCAUACAGCUACGAUGCUACCACGCGCGAGCUAAUCUCCUACGACUCACCUCAGGCCGUUCAGGCUAAGGUUGCAUAUGUCAAGCACGCGGGAUUGGGGGGCACCAUGUUCUGGGAGGCCUCGGGCGAUAAAACAGGGCCCGAGUCGCUGGUGGGGACCAGCUUCAGAUCCCUUGGAUCGAUCGAUCAAACCGAAAACUGGCUUGACUACGGAGGUCUAUCUCAAAAGUUUUGUCCUGGCCCUCAAGCCACACAAAUACACGAGCCAAUCAGAGGCCAUUUUCCAAGCACAGUUACAUCGGUACUUAUGGUCCUCUUUCUUUGCUUUUGA